UGCAGAGUCAGUCCUGAGCCUAUAACCUAAACUGAGGAGGACAAUUCCUCGGACUUUCUUUUGGUUUAUCCCUUGAUCCUCUUCUUAUUUACUUAUUGCACAACCUCGCUUAACCUCCGCUUGGUCAAUCACGACUCGACAAUGUCAACUCAAACCCACGCUGCGGUCGUCACGGUAGCUAUUGGUGCUCCGUUGGAGAUCAAACAGCUUCCUACCCUCAAGCCCAAGGGUGAUGAAGUACUCGUCGAAAACCUCUGGACAGCGUCCACACCACUAGACCUACAUCAAAAUGACGGAGGUGUGCUCGUAAGUCAUCCACAGGUCCUGGGUGAUGGAGUGGCUGGAGUUGUAGCGGAACUCGGUCCGGAUGUGAAAGAUCUGAAAGUGGGAGACAAGGUCUUCGGCUUCGCCUGGCGUACCCAAUCCGAAAAAGGCCACCAAAUCUACCCCCUCAUCCCUCGAUACCUCCUCGGCCUUCUUCCCCCAACACACACCCUCCAAGAAGCCGUCACACUCCCCAACAACCUCGUCACAGUCUUCCACUCCAUCGUCACAGACCUCGGUCUCCCCCUCCCCUGGCCCAAAUCCGCCUCCUACGUGCCCGAACACGCUGAAUCCCCCAUCUUGAUCUGGGGAGGUUCCUCAUCCGUGGGCCAGUACGCGCUGCAGGUGUUGCGAUACUAUGGGUAUAAGAAUCUAAUUACUACAUCUUCGAAGGCGCAUCAUGAGGUGCUGAAGUCUUUCGGGGCGAGGGAGACGUUUGAUUAUCGCUCUUCAAGUGUUAUAUCUGAUAUUUUGUCCUCUUUCAAGUCGGUGUCAGGAGGGGAGGAGCCCACGAUUCCGUUUAUCCUCGAUUGCAUUGGCUCAAAAUCUGGCAGUAUGGCGCCGCUAGCGAAGAUCGCGGAGAGAGGGAGCAAAGUAGCGGUGUUGUUGCCAGUCAUCGUGAAAGAUGCUGGGGAGGGUGUACGGCCGGAGUAUUCGAUGGAUGUGCCGGGGAGUGCAGACUGGAAGGAAGGGGUUGAUGCUAGGGGCGUUAGGACACAUUUUUAUCUUGAUGUGAGCUUGUUCUCCCCGCCUUCGCCUUUGUCGACCUACUUGACCAGGAUAUGUUUGACUAACAGGUGCAGAACCCUGUUUUCAAAGAAAAACUCCAACCGGAGAUCAUGCCGACACUUUUGGCUGAGGGUGUGGUGAAGCCCAAUAGGUAUAGGAUCAUCGAGGGAAAGACUUUGCUGGAGAGAGCGCAGGGAGCUAUGGAUGCCUUGAGAAGGAAGGAGGUUAGUGGGGAGAGAUUGAUUUGGAGAGUUGCCGAUGAGUAAACCAUGAAGUGUACUCUACCUGCACCGUACAGAAUGAGACCCUUUGAGUGGUGGAAAUUUGGUUAACUAUUGCAACAUGAACUCCUCACAACAUUUCAAGUAGGUAAAAG
Molecule: messenger RNA, 1429 nt
Organism: Cadophora gregata
Lineage: Eukaryota; Fungi; Ascomycota; Leotiomycetes; Helotiales; Ploettnerulaceae
Exons: 3
Coding region: 142-1194 (350 amino acids)
Molecular function (GO): oxidoreductase activity, acting on NAD(P)H
Source: RefSeq, a predicted model, not a curated record